This is a messenger RNA of Exophiala viscosa, 2105 nucleotides long. Its product is annotated as choline transporter. The coding region runs from base 328 to 1890 and encodes 520 amino acids. Lineage: Eukaryota; Fungi; Ascomycota; Eurotiomycetes; Chaetothyriales; Herpotrichiellaceae. Gene Ontology annotation, cellular component: membrane. The record is from RefSeq and is a predicted model, not a curated record. Gene Ontology annotation, biological process: transmembrane transport. Gene Ontology annotation, molecular function: transmembrane transporter activity. The transcript has 7 exons.
UUUCGCAUCUCGCACUUCGCAUUUCGCACUCCGAAUCUCGCAUAAACCAAAGGAAUCUAAGGCUUCUUAUCUUCAUCUUAUGGUGCCGACUACCGGUUCUAUCGUUGCGGCAGUCGUUCCGCAUCGUUAACAUGUUGAUUUUUAGUCUAAGGGAGUGGGCAAUGAAAGCCUGGCUGGAACACGCCAAAACCAUCAGAGAUAAGGGAUCAAGAGUGCACGCACAACCGAAGUGGUUAUAAACGACCAUGUUUCUCACGGACUGCACGCCCUAGACUUGAUGUCUGGAAGUUCAGAUUUGUUCUACGCCAUAUCGAGAGACCUUCGACCAUGGCUACCACUGUGGCUCGUGAAGACGACAAAAAAGAUGUCGGUAUAGAGAAUGUUGUCUCUCCAGAGAAAGGUGAAGGUGAAGUCAUUACUUUGGCCGCACUCGGCCUCGAGGAAGAAACUAGGCGCAACAUCAGUGCCUUCGCAAUCGUCUGCGCUGCUUGGAAUAUCUGCAACUGCUGGGCAGGUGUUGCUGCCACCUCAGUUAUUGGCAUCACUCAGGGCGGUACGAUCGUCGUCCUCUAUGGCCUGAUCGUCGUAUUCGUCUUGGAUGGGGCCACUAUAUUGACCCUUGCUGAGUUGGCAAGCGUUUACCCAACUGCGGGUGGACAAUAUCACUGGACUUCGAUCUUGUCACCCCCGAGCGUGAGCAAAGGCUUGAGCUAUAUAUGCGGCGCCACCAAUAUUUUUGGCUGGAUCGCGACCUCCGCCGGAAUUGCCAUCAUUCCAGCACAGAUCACUUUUGCAAUCGUCGUCUUCUUCGAUGAAGACUAUGAAGCUUCGCGCUGGAAGGUCUUUCUUCUAUACCAAGCUUUCAACCUCUUGUUCAUGGCCAACAACAUUUACUACCUCAAAAGGUCGAUCUGGGUGCAUAACAUUGGACUACUCAUAUCUCUGGGAUUCUUCAUCAUCAUAUUCAUCUCAUGCCUCGCACUGGCUCCAACCAAGAACUCAUCCACCUUUGUCUGGUCGACCUAUGUCAAUCUCUCAAACGGCUGGCCUGACGGGCUGGUUUUCUUCUUCGGCCUCGUCAAUCCUACAUACGCGUACUCAGGAAUUGACGGAGCUCUACAUCUUGCAGAAGAAUGUGCAAACGCUGCGGUCGCUGUACCACGCGCUUUGAUGUGGACUCUACUGCUGGGCUUUCUCUCUGCAUUCCCAUUUAUGAUCGCUAUGCUAUACUGCAUUCAAGAUCUGGACGGUGUCCUGGGUACUCCGACCGGUCAACCUAUGUACGAGCUUUGGUACCAGGCGACAUCCUCCGAAGCCGCUGCCACUGUCUUCAUCUCGAUCCUGCUGCUGGGAGGAUUCUUUGCACUCAACGCCGCUCAACAGACAGCGUCCCGUCUCACAUGGGCAUUUGCGCGGGACGAUGGGCUCAUAUUCUCUCACUAUCUGAGUCGCAUACAUCCGCGCUACGAAGCUCCUGUCUGGUCGCUUCUCUUCAACGCCUUUGUCGUGUUCUUGAUGGGCUUUGUCUACCUUGGAUCCACGACAGCAUUCAAUGCUUUGAUCGGCAGUGGACUCAUCCUCCAACAGAUCACAUUCGCUAUCCCGGCAGGUCUAUUGAUGUGGCAAAAACGAUCUGCGACCUUCCUGCCAAAAACAAGGUCAUUUCGGCUUCCAGGUGUUGUCGGAUGGGUUGCAAACAUUCUGACGGUCUUGUUCGGCUUGAUCGUGCUUGUUUUCUUCGACUUUCCCACAGUCUUGCCUGUCACUGGGAGUACUAUGAAUUAUACAUGUGUGGUUUUGGGAACGAUGGCCAUAUUCGCGACCAUCAAUUGGUUUGUUCAUGCGAGGGGGAAGUACCACGGACCACGUCUUCCAAGGUCUUACGAUUAGGAGAAUAGUGGGAUAUAGUAGUCUCGGUUCGCACUGCCGUUAUGCUGGAAAUCGCCCGGGUCUACCGAAGGCCGGAUGUCCUAGAGCAUGUCAUAUCCUGAAACACCUUGGGAGUGGUGCCUUGAGGCGAAUUGGCACGAGCCGUGGUAUCAACAGUAGUCAGAUAUCGGUCCAUGCAAAUGUGCGCUCAUUAGUGUGACUUUUAGAUAUUCAAC